This is a messenger RNA of Fusarium verticillioides 7600, 1650 nucleotides long. RefSeq lists its product as hypothetical. NCBI's taxonomy places the organism in Eukaryota, Fungi, Ascomycota, Sordariomycetes, Hypocreales, Nectriaceae. The record is from RefSeq and is a predicted model, not a curated record. Bases 127 to 1314 code for a protein of 395 amino acids. The transcript is spliced from 6 exons. Gene Ontology annotation, cellular component: membrane.
CUUCAGUUCUGUUCGUUAUGCUUCUGUCACACAGGCUGUGAAUUUAACCCGACUUAAUUGCAGGGGACUAUUGACUGCGCUGGCCGUAGACUUUUUUUCACAGUUUAUCACAAAAAGGAUCUAAACAUGUCUCACUCUCAGAGCAAAACGCUGGCCAAUCAACAUGGAGAGUCAGAGGCUUCAUCUCUACUGGCCCCAGCCGUCAACACCUCAGACUCCUCCGAUACAUCCUCCGAAACAACCUCAGACUCCGACUCAACAAUCUUAACAAAACUUCAAGACUUCUACUCCCGAAACAUCGGUCUAUUCUACGUCCUAGUCGCUCAGCUAUUCGCUUCAAUAAUGUCCAUGACAACGCGACUUCUCGAAACAGGUUUUGAAACAAAGUUUCACGCUUUGCAGAUCAUUUUUGUGAGAAUGCUGGCUACAGCGCUGAUUGGCUCUGUGUACAUGUGGUGUAAAAACGUGCCGAAUUUUCCGCUGGGGCCGAAGGAGGUUAGGGGUUUGUUGGUGCUGAGGGGGUUUGCGGGCUCAGCUGGGCUUUUUGGACUUUACUAUUCACUGUCGUAUCUUGAUAUUUCUGAUGCGACGGUCAUUACGUUCCUUGUCCCGACUCUUACUGCGUUUAUUGCAUGGGUUGCUCUACGCGAACCAUUCACUGUCAAAGAAGCCACUGCUGGGUUUAUCGCCUUCGCAGGCGUCCUCUUCGUCGCCCGCCCGGCCUUCCUCUUCCCCGAAAGCUGGCGAACAUUAUCGGAGUUGGAGUCUCGCGCUGUUGACUCGGACUUCACUACUGAUGGUGGUAUUUUACCACCGGUAAAGGCGACACCACAAGAACGCACCAUCGCUAUUCUCUGUGCCAUCUUCGGCUCCUUUGCAGCGGCGACGGCGUAUGCGACUAUUCGCGUGAUCGGAAAGCGGGCCCAUUCGCUUGUCAGUGUCAAUUACUUCGCUGUCCUUGCCACUGUCAGCUCGUUCCUCAUCAUCAUGAUUCACCCUGAUCUUCAAUUCGAGAUCCCAAAGACUGUCGCUGAAUGGUGUUUACUCCUCUCGAUCGGCAUCUCAGGCUUUUUGCUCCAGCUCCUCCUCACCGAGGGUCUUCAGAGGGAGAAGGCUGGUCGAGCCACCAAUCUAAUCUACGUCCAGAUGGUCUUCGCGCUCAUUAUCGAGCGAAUUGUCUGGGGAACUACACCUCCAAUCACCAGUUUCAUUGGCAGUGCUUUGAUCAUUGGUUCAGCUAUCUGGGUCAGCCUACAGAAGAAAGCUCCUGCUGAAGCAAGACCAGUCCUCGACGAGGAGAGAAGACAGCAAUAGUGUGAGGUGGCCCUAUCACCGGGUCUGUCAAUCGGAAGAUCUUACAGACUGCCGAAGGGAUCCAUGCUACAUGGAACAUACACGAAACCAAGACUGUGGAUCAGGUAUCCCGGAAGCUGCUGGAUCGCUAGCUGCGUGCUGGCGAUAUAGAUAAUUCAUGUACAAACUAAUUACAUUGCAUAUAUAGAAAAGUUUUAUUUGUCAAUUAAAAACAUUGUCCAGCCUCUCCUCUCAAGCUCGGAAUGCAUCUUUGAUAGCACUCAUAGUGGUUAGCUUGACUUCCUCGCCUUCGCAAUACAAGCCGGGCAAGUCUCCUUAUAAUUAUGUCGCUCCACG